Messenger RNA from Pseudomyrmex gracilis, 2944 nucleotides. It is a transcript of the gene w, whose product is annotated as protein white. Lineage: Eukaryota; Metazoa; Arthropoda; Insecta; Hymenoptera; Formicidae. The record is from RefSeq and is a predicted model, not a curated record. The transcript has 11 exons. Bases 415 to 2448 code for a protein of 677 amino acids. Gene Ontology annotation, biological process: transmembrane transport. Gene Ontology annotation, cellular component: plasma membrane. Gene Ontology annotation, molecular function: ATP hydrolysis activity; ATP binding; ABC-type transporter activity.
UUAUUUUUUUUUUUUUUUCUUUUUUGUAAUCAUAUUGCUUUUUAUGUUUUGUGAAUGGAUUUGCGCGAGAGAGACCCCACCAGGGGAGCACAGAUAGGGCUUGCCAAUACAUACACGCAAUGGGAAACCAAUGGAAUGAGAGAGGGGCGUUUGUGCGCCUCCGACCGAUUUAUAUCGUGUACGUUCUCGCGACGUACACAGGUGUAUACGCAUUCGCGAUUCCGUAACUUCGGCGAAAAGGACUUCUUGCUUUCCGAGUGAUCUCUACUUGAGCGUGGAAUCGCGCGCGCUGCGACGAGAAGAGCGUUACACGCUCGUAAUCGGAUUAGAAACGUGUCUCUGUGCAAUCUCAUCGAAGAGGCGAGGCCGUUACAAAGGAGAAAGUCAAAAAACGAGGAACAAAAAUAAAAGAAAAUGACGGCUACCGAGGAAACGGAGCCGUUGAUACCGUCAACGCCGACAACGUCCACCAGUAGCAAAAUUCACAGAGUCACUUAUCACACGAUUUCCACCGAUGAGAGGAACGCGUCGCACGAUUCGAGUCCGGAGACCUCCUUCAGUUUAAAACCGAUUGCGAACGGUGUGAACUUCGAUCACGAGAUUUACAACAACAGAAUCACGUACACGUGGAGCGACGUGAACGUUUACUACAGCACGAAAACCGACAGGAUAUGGGAUCGGCUGAUGUUCAGGCCCAGAAAAUCCGUCGCGCAAAAGCACAUACUAAAAGACGUACGCGGAAUGGCGUAUUCCGGCGAAUUGCUCGUAAUUAUGGGCGCGUCGGGCGCGGGCAAGACAACCUUGUUGAACGCGCUGACGUUUCGUUCAACACGCGGGGUAUCCGUGUCCGGUGUGAUGGCAGCCAACGGUCAGAAAGUAACGGCAGGUGUCCUUACCUCGAGGAUGGCCUACGUGCAGCAGGAGGACCUGUUCUUCGCCACGUUGACCGUGGUCGAACAUCUGACGUUUCAAGCGGCGGUGCGAAUGGACCGGCACAUACCUCACGCACAAAGAAUGAAGAGAGUGAACGAGGUCAUCAACGAGCUCGCUCUUACCAAGUGUCGAAAUACCACAAUCGGUGUACCCGGUAAAGUAAAAGGUCUUUCGGGAGGCGAGAUGAAGAGACUGUCCUUCGCCUCGGAAGUUCUCACCGAUCCUCCGUUGAUGUUCUGCGACGAACCAACGUCCGGUCUGGAUUCCUUCAUGGCCCAUCAGGUUAUUUCCAUCCUAAAAACAUUGGCGAAACGUGGCAAAACAAUCGUUGUUACUUUGCAUCAACCCUCGUCGGAGCUGUUCGCUUUGUUCGACAGAAUUUUAUUGAUGGCCGAAGGAAGAGUCGCUUUCAUGGGUACAGCCGCGCAAGCUUGUUCUUUUUUCAAGUCGCUCGGCGCUGCGUGUCCUAGUAACUACAAUCCCGCAGAUUAUUUCAUACAAAUGCUGGCUGUGGUGCCGGGACGCGAGGUGAUCUGUAGACACGCGAUUAAAACGACAUGCGACACCUUUCAAAGAAGCGAAUACGGCAUGAAGAUCGCUUUGGAAGUCAUGGUUCACGGCGAAUUCGAGGAUUCUCUGAAAAAUUCGAAAAAUUCCGAUCGAUCGCCCUACAAAGCAAGCUGGUGCGAGCAAUUUCGCGCCGUUCUGUGGCGAUCCUGGCUCUCGGUGAUCAAGGAACCUCUGCUCAUCAAAGUUCGCUUCCUGCAAACUAUCAUGGUCUCGCUGUUGAUCGGCGUCAUUUACUUCGGCCAGCAAAUGGAUCAGGACGGCGCGAUGAACAUCAACGGCGCCCUGUUCAUCUUCCUCACCAACAUGACCUUUCAGAACGUAUUUGCGGUUAUUAACGUGUUUUGCGCGGAAUUACCGAUAUUUCUUCGCGAGCACAGAAACGGCAUGUAUCGCACGGACGUCUACUUCAUCUGCAAAACGCUUGCGGAAGCGCCGAUAUUUCUGGCGAUACCGCUGCUCUUCACCGCCAUCGCUUACCCCAUGAUCGGCCUCUAUCCCGAUGUGAAGCACUUCUUCAUCGCCGCUGCGAUAGUGGCGCUCGUAGCCAAUGUGUCGACUUCAUUCGGAUAUCUAAUAUCGUGCAUCAGCAACGGCGUGGCGAUGGCUCUUUCCGUGGGUCCUCCGGUGAUAAUACCGUUUCUGCUUUUCGGCGGUUUCUUCUUAAACACAGCAUCAGUGCCAUUCUACUUCAAGUGGUUCUCAUACUUAUCCUGGUUUCGUUACGGCAACGAGGCGCUUCUUAUCAAUCAGUGGUCGGAGAUCGACUUCAUAGCGUGCACCAGAAACAACGUGUCGUGUCCUAGGUCAGGACUCACGAUCCUUGAAACGUACAAUUUCAAAAAGGAAGAUUUCUUGACGGAUAUUGUCUGCCUGUUCGCUCUUAUCUUAGUAUUUCGUUUCCUGGCGUUUCUCGCGCUACUGUCCAAGACUCGCCGCUCCAAGUAACGUCACCGCCAAGCAAUAUCAUCAUCAUCAUCAUCAUCAUCAUCGUCAUCGUCAUCCAUUCGUCAUCUUACGAAUGAAGACAGCGUCUGACCUGCGAAGAACCACAGGUUGUUCUCACGCACGCCUGUGCGUAAACGUAUAGUGUUCAAUAAAUAAAUCAUCUUAAUCAAAACGUUGUAUUCUCUUCCUUUCGUUUUCAUCAAUAAAGCGCAUCCAGAACUAGUGGGUCGUUUCAAGACCCGAGUUUUCAAGUUUUCAUUAAAUGACCGAACGUAUAUACGACACAUAUAAAACGUUGCAAAAAUUUUAGAACCGCAGAUUUGGACUUGCAGCCGUGAGAAUUGUUACAAGAUCUCGAGACUAUUCACACGUACACACGCACAUACGUACACACACACACAUAAAUCUCACGUAUCGUUCGCUGACCGCAAAAAAUCGCGCAAUAAGAAAAAAAAAUGUGCCUCGAACGGAACAACGCACCGCACGUACUUACGUA